GACGACGAAGGCUGCUUCGUAAUCACUCACCCCUAGCGCUUUCUCGAAAACGUGAAUUUAUCGAGACGAAUUGGUUAAAUAGAAUAAGGGAGAAAAGCAAGUCAAUGGUUGGUUGGUAGCGGGACCUCCCUGCAGCCUUCAUCACGUGAGGGACCAGCUAGCCUGCCUUACAGCAUUCUACACAGAUUCUGUCUCUGGAGAAAUUGGAGGGACACAAACGUUGGUAGUAACAGAUCCACCCCCUCUGAAUCCAGGGAAAUGUUUUCCCCUGGGAAAAAAAAACAAUUGACUGAACAAAGAAAAGUCUCUGCCUCCCAUGUGGGGGAACUCCGCAAUAAGUUAAAAGCCAUCCUGAAGAAAAAGUACCAAUGUCCGCCAGGGGGGGAAACUGAGCAUCCAUUUUAUAUACAUUGCGAUCUCCACUAUCAAGCUGGUGAAAGUAGCAAGGUGAACCAACAUGAGUAUAUUUUAACUCAGCCAGACUACAGGAGAAGACACCAAGCAACAUGCUCAUCCCUAAACUCAGAAGUCGAUGAGCCUAUCAGAACAGCUCUGACAAAGGGCGUCUCUGGUAUUGGCAAAACUAGCCAGGUGCGUAAGAUCAUUCUUAACUGGGCAGAGGGAAAAGGAAACCAGGAAGUCCAACUCAUAUUUCCCCUUCCUUUCCGGGAGCUGAAUUUGCUGAAGGAGAGACUGAGUCUGAUUGAACUUCUUUACGAGUUUUUCCCAGAAUUGAAAGAACCUGGAAUUUCCAACUUGGAGAACUGCAGAGUUGGGUUCUUCCUUGACGGUCUGGAUGAAUUCCGUCGUCCUCUCGACUUCAAUAACUGCCUGAUGGUGACCGAUGUCACAGAGGCUUCCUCCGUGCCGGCACUGCUGACAAAUCUCAUUAUUGGUAAUCUUCUUCCCUCUGCCGCUCACAUAUGGAUUACAUCCAGACCUGCGGCAGUCAGUCGCAUCCCUCUUCAAUACAUUGACAGAGUGUCAGAAAUCGAAGGCUUCACCGACUCACAGAAAGAGGAGUUCUUCAGGAGAGCAAUCAAUGACAAGGACCAGGCCAAAGCUGUUAUCACCUACUUGAAGAACUCGAAGGGCCUCUACGACUUGUGCCAGAUACCUUUUAUCUGUUCGAUCUCAGCGUCCAUACUCGAGAAACAGCCAUAUGUACCCGACAAAACAUGCGACCCUGUCGCACUAACUCCAUUAUUCAACGAGCUACUCGUCCUGUUACAAUUGAGGCGCCGCAAUGUAAAGAUGGUUGAUGAAUUGGGGGAACUAGCCUUUAAGCAAUUGGUGAAAGGCAACACAGUUUUCUACGAGGAAGACCUACGAGAGUGCAACAUUGAUGUCCAAGUGGCAGCCAUGUACGCAAAAGUGAACAUACCCAUCUUCAGGGAGGAUAUUGGGCUGCACCAAAAGAAGAUGUACUACUUUGGGCAUACUACCAUCCAGGAGUUCUUCGCCGCAAUGCGGUUUCUUCAAUCUGUUGACGGCCAAGACGAAAACCAUGCUGACGACCGGAAAACCCAGAUCGAGAGAAGUCUCUGGUUUUUCAGAGAUGCCAACCACCUCAAGAGUGCGGUGGACCUGACUUUGCGGAGCAAGACCGGACAUAUGGACCUCUUCCUUCGCUUCGUCCUCGGCAUUGCGCAGAACUUUAACCAGAUGUUCUCAGUGGCUGGUUUCAGCCCGUCUACUGCCCUUCCGGAAAUGUUAGUGUACAUCAAGAAGAAGGUCAUGGAGAAUCCCUCUUCGCCGAGGACCCUCAACUUGCUGAACUGCCUGAGGGAACUGGAAGACUACUCUCUAGACAACGAUUGUGUGUGCUUUCUCAAGACUGGAAUCCCCCCAGAUGCCAAAUAUCCACCUGCACAUUGGUCCGACCUGGCCGCUCUGUUAGUGGCAUCGAAGUCUGGGUCGACAGACAUGUUUGGGUUGGAAGUAGAGAACAGAGGAGACAAGGAACUUCUGAGGAUGCUGCCAGUGAUCAAAGCUUCCCAGAGAGCCAUGCUGUCAUAUCACAACCUGACUGAGAAAUCCUGUGAAUGUCUGGCCUCGGCACUCACCUCAAAGGUGUCCAAUCUUAAAGCUCUGGACCUGAGUUUCAACACGCUGAAGGACACAGGAGUGCAGCUACUGGCGACCGGCCUGGCCAAGCCACACUGCCGACUGCAGAGACUGAACCUGUCCGGCUGCAGGGUGAAACAGGAUGGCUUUGCCGCUUUGGCCAAAGCUCUCAAAUCCAACCCCUCGCACCUGCGAGAGCUGGAUCUGAGCGGCAACGAACCGGGAGAAUCUGGGAUGUUUCUUCUCGUUGACGGACUAAAGGUUGUUAAGUGCGAACUGCAGAUCCUGAAGCUUUCAAACUGCAAGCUGGGCCUGGUGCUGUGCCAAGCUCUGGCAGUGUUGCUGGUAGACAACCCCAGACACCUGAGAGAGCUGGACAUCAGCAUGAACAACCUGGGAGACGGGGGGGUGGAGCUGCUCAUGGAUUUACUGAAGUUGACCCAGAUAUACAAAUUAGAGUUGUACUGUUGUCAGCUCACUGAGAAAUGCUGUGAGCACAUGUCUGGAUGUCUGGUGAACAUCCCCAGUCUGAGGGAGCUCAACCUGAGCAACAACAACCUGAAGGACGAGGGGGUCAAGAUGCUCUGCAACGCCUUCGGACUGCCCGGCUGUCAACUGGAGAAACUCAAUCUGGCGCGCUGUGGCUUCUCGUCUGGAGGCUGUCGUUGGGUGGCUGGAGGGUUCAGUUUUAGCCCCACCUUCCUCAAACAGCUGGAUAUCAGCAGGAACCACCUGGGUGACUCAGAUGUUGCCGCGUUCUUCCUGUUCCUCAAAACGAUAUGCUUUUCACUGGAGACCCUACGAGUGAGUGACUGUAAGCUGACAGAGCUAUGCUGUCCGGAGCUGGUCGAAGCUCUCAGCUCCAAGCUCACCAACCUGAAAGAGCUGGAUCUCUCUGGAAACGAACUGGGAGACAGCGGUGUAAAAACACUCUGCAUGGGACUGACCUCAACAACCUGUAAACUGGAGAGACUGUUUCUGAGAUGCUGUGGGAUCACAGUAGAGGGCUGCUCCUCCCUAGCCUUAGCCCUGAAGUCCAGCCACUCCAGCAUCACAGAGCUAGGCCUGAUGGGAAAUGACACGGGAGAAGAUGGACUGAGAAUUCUCUCUGCCAUCAGGGACGACCCACGCUACAAACUACAGACUUUAGAAAUAAACGAUUGAGAGUGGCUUUGCUCGCUGGAGGUGGUUCUCGGCUCAACCUUUUCCCAAAUCUGGAGUGAAGUUACUUAAUGAGGAACACUCUGGAGUGAAGAUACAAAAAGAUUGGCUCACAAGUCUCGACACACAGUACUUUCAGGUGAACAGUAGGCACUUGACCUGCUUUGGACCAAAUUGACUGAUUCACUGACUUUUGAACCCUUUUAAAGUGCCUUAGUGUCAUGCAGUGAGCUGUAUCCUGGCUGCUCACACUUGAACAGAAGGCCAAUGAUUAUUAACCUAGAAACAGAUAUUGAGGCUGAAAUGACACACACAGUGUUACUAACUCUGUUCCUCUGGUCUUGCUACAGUAUCAACCCAUUUAGCCUUUGCAGAAGCUUUAGAAUAUGUUUUGCACGUCAAUAUGUACACCAGAAUGUAUAGCCUUUGUAACAGGCACCUCUGCUCCUCACACACACGUGACCGGCCUCUUGAGAACAUUGUCUUAGCCAACUACGGUAUGAAAAGCUAGCAGUUUGGUGGAGUGAGGUUACGAAUCCAUUUCAGUCACGCCUUCUCUGAGGGAGAAGGAUGAUGCAGUGUUUUUCUUUUUAACACUGGCACAUUACCUUGGUUUAGUCUUUUGUUUUUCAUUGUUUUUUAUUUCUUUUAUUUCUUUUGAAAGUGCGUUUUCAUCAAGAUGACCAAAUGUAUCAGAGAAUGUAUACAGUAGUACAACUCUGGGUUGAUUUACUAUUGUUGGGUUCAAUGUACAUUUUACCCAAAUAUACCUAGCUACAGUGAGGGGAAAAAAGUAUUUGAUUCCCUGCUGAUUUUGUACGUUUGCCCACUGACAAAGAC
This is a messenger RNA of Coregonus clupeaformis (lake whitefish), 4068 nucleotides long. RefSeq names its product NACHT, LRR and PYD domains-containing protein 12. Gene Ontology annotation, molecular function: protein binding. The record is from RefSeq and is a predicted model, not a curated record. The transcript is spliced from 10 exons. Bases 259 to 3231 code for a protein of 990 amino acids. Lineage: Eukaryota; Metazoa; Chordata; Actinopteri; Salmoniformes; Salmonidae.